Molecule: messenger RNA, 2415 nt
Organism: Astrephomene gubernaculifera
Lineage: Eukaryota; Viridiplantae; Chlorophyta; Chlorophyceae; Chlamydomonadales; Astrephomenaceae
Source: the annotation of a GenBank genome assembly
GGCAAGGGCGGCCUUAACACAGUAUAUUCAUAUAGCUACCUACACGGCAGCUUGCCCUGAAAAGGAACAAGGGCGGCGCCGAACCCAACUUCCAGCGCGUUGACCAUGAGUGGCGACCGAAAGAGAAAACUGGAUUAUUCAGAGGAUUCAGGACGCCCAGGGCCUGGGCCCAUGGGAGAUGGCGCUGCGGGUGGAGGUGUCAAUUAUUUCACUGGCCGCCCCUACAGCCAGCGCUAUUACGAUAUCCUAUCCAAGCGGCACGGACUUCCAGUAUGGCAGGCAAAGGAGGAGUUUGUAAAUAUGAUAAAUGGCCACCAAACGACGGUGCUUGUAGGCGAGACGGGUAGCGGCAAGACCACGCAGAUUCCCCAGUUCAUCGCCGAGGCUGGCUAUACCGCGAACCGCAAGAUGGUUGCCUGCACGCAGCCACGUAGGGUGGCUGCAAUGUCAGUUGCUCGCCGUGUGGCGGAAGAAAUGGACGUCGUGCUGGGCGAGGAGGUCGGCUACUCCAUCCGUUUCGAGGAGUGCUCUGGCCCCAAGACGUGCGUGAAGUUCCUUACAGAUGGUAUGCUUUUGCGCGAGGCCAUGACGGACCCUCUGCUUGAGCGGUACUCGGUCAUCAUCUUGGAUGAGGCGCACGAGCGCACGCUAGCCACCGACGUGCUGUUCGGUCUCCUGAAGGAGAUCCUGAAGCAGCGCACCGACCUGAAGCUGGUGGUGAUGAGUGCCACGCUGGAGGCGGAGAAGUUCCAGGGCUACUUCCUGGACGCGCCGCUCAUGAAGGUGCCGGGCCGCCUGCACCCCGUGGAGAUCUUCUACACGCAGGAGCCCGAGCGCGACUACCUGGAGGCCGCCAUCCGCACGGUGGUUCAGAUCCACGUGUGCGAGCCGCCCGGGGACGUGCUGCUGUUCCUGACGGGCGAGGAGGAGAUCGAGGACGCCUGCCGCAAGGUGACCAAGGAGCUGGGCGGCAUGGGCGACAAGGUGGGCCCCGUCAAGGUGCUGCCGCUCUACUCCACACUGCCGCCGCAGCAGCAACAGCGCAUCUUCGAGCCGGCGCCCCCUCCCGCGCGCGAGGGCGGACCCGCGGGUCGCAAGAUCGUGAUCUCCACCAACAUCGCUGAGACGUCGCUGACCAUUGACGGCAUCGUGUAUGUGAUCGACCCCGGGUUCGCCAAGCAGAAGGUGUACAACCCGCGCAUCCGGGUGGAGUCGCUGCUGGUGUCGCCCAUCUCGCGGGCCUCCGCCCACCAGCGCGCCGGUCGCGCCGGCCGCACGCAGCCCGGCAAGUGCUUCCGGCUGUACACGGAAGCCUCCUUCAAGAAGGACCUGCAGGAGCAGACCUACCCCGAGAUCCUGCGCUCCAACCUGGGCAGUGUGGUGCUGCAGCUCAAGAAGCUGGGCAUCGAUGACCUGGUUCACUUUGACUUCAUGGACCCUCCCGCCCCCGAGACGCUCAUGCGCGCCCUCGAGCUGCUCAACUACCUGGGCGCCAUCGACGAUGACGGCAACCUCACACCCGUUGGCAACAUCAUGUCGGAGUUCCCGCUGGACCCGCAGCUGGCCAAGAUGCUGGUGGCGUCGCCCGCGUUCAGGUGCUCCAACGAGAUCUUGUCGAUCGCAGCCAUGCUGUCGUCGCCCAACGUCUUCCUGCGGCCGCGAGAAGCGGCCAAGGCGGCGGAUGAGGCCAAGGCGCGCUUUACGCACAUAGACGGCGACCACCUGACCAUGCUCAAUGUGUACCACGCGUGGAAGAGCCACAACGAGGACCCCAACUGGUGCUACGAGCACUUCCUCAACUACCGCUCGCUCAAGUCGGCGGACAGCGUGCGGACGCAGCUGGUGCGCAUCUGCACGCGCAUGAACCUGCGGCUGGUGAGCACGCCCUUCGAGGACAAGGAGUACUACCUGAACAUCCGCAAGGCGGUCACCGCGGGCUACUUCAUGCAGGUUGCGCACCUGGCCCGGCAGGGGCAGUACCUGACGGUGAAGGACAACCAGGUGGUGCACCUGCACCCCUCCACAUGCCUGGACCACAAGCCGGAGUGGGUGCUGUACCAGGAGUUUGUGCUCACCACCAAGAACUACAUCCGCUCCUGCCUCGACAUCAAGGGCGAGUGGCUGGUGGACAUUGCGCCGCACUAUUUCGACCUCUCCAACUUCCCACCCAGCGACUGCAAGCGCUCCCUGGAGCGGCUGUACGCAAAGAAGGAGAAGGACCGGUCGGACAAGUUCUGAGCGGGGUGGGGGGCGCUGCUGGUCUGGAAGGGGGGGCAUGGUGCUGCUGGGGCUGGGAGGGGAGUGGAGGUGCACUUGGGUUGCGUUAGUUCAGCGUUCGUUGACUAGCGGUUCUUAUACGUGAGAGCAUGGCGUGGAAUGCAUGAUUGCUUGGGGAGCAUGGGUGGGAGGGAGGGG